UCUAAAGGUGUUCUGAGUAUCUUCUUGGAAUAGCAAGAGCAGAAACUAGUUUGGAGUUUGAAAGAAAACACCAAGACAGGAUGUAUGUGUGCUUUACUCACUAGUGGGGGAAUAUAACAAAGCUUUAUAGAUUGGAACUAAGAACAAUUUUGUAAACUACUGAACAGGUAUACAAUCCAGCCUAGUAGCAAAUCACAGAAACGCAUCAGAGAAAACCAUACCUCUCCUCUGAAAUUAUCUGAGUGCUUCUUAACAUAAAGCUAUUCAGUUUGGACAAUAUUGGGAGUUUUCUUCAGACAUGAUGCAUGAGGAUGGUACCGAGUGGCUUCUGGGCCUUUUGCAGGAAAUCCAGUUGGAGCAGUUCUACCUUAAGAUUCGUGAUGAACUUAAUAUUACACGUCCUAUCCACUUUGAUUACCUUAAGCCUACAGACCUGGAUAAGAUUGGCAUGGGAAAACCAGGUCAAAGAAGAUUACUUGAUGCAUUGAAAAGAAAAAGAAGUGGUGGAAGUGUAGAAAAACCAAAAAACUGGAUCAAAACGGUGUUUAGUAACAAGAACAGUGAUGUAAUGGAGUCCACCUUCUAUUCCCCCUGCAUUGCAACACCAGAACCAGAAUAUGGCCUGAAGUGUUUAAUCAAUGAUAAAGACCUGAAGCUGUUGGAAAAGUUAGGAAAUGGAUGCUUUGGGAUCGUCAAACGGGGAGAGUGGAGGAUGCCAUCAGGGAAAGUUGUGAGUGUCGCUGUAAAACAUCUGCGGAAUGAUGUUGCAGGUGAUUCAGAUGCUUUAAACAGCUUCCUUCAAGAAAUAAACACAAUGCACUUACUGGACCAUCCUAACCUAAUCCGACUUUAUGGACUUGUUCUAACUCCACCUUUAAGAAUGGUGACAGAGCUGGCACCUCUUGGGGCCCUCCUUGACUACCUGAGAGCAAGGUAUGCAAACUUCUCAAUCCAGGUGCUCUGGCAGUAUGCUACACAGGUUGUCGCAGGCAUGGCUUACUUAGAAUCCAAGCAUUUCAUUCAUAGAGAUCUCGCUGCGAGAAAUAUCCUGCUAGCAUCUGAAGACAUGGUUAAAAUUGGAGAUUUUGGACUCAUGAGGGCACUGUCUAGUGAAUCGGAUCAUUACAUUAUGUCACCUCAUCGCAUGAUUCCUUUCCCAUGGUGUGCACCUGAAAGCUUGAAAAUUGGAGCCUUCACACACGCUUCAGAUGUUUGGAUGUUUGGAGUGACCCUCUGGGAAAUGUUUUCAUACUGCCAAGAGCCAUGGGUGGGACUCAAUGGUAGACAGAUUUUCCAAAAAAUUGAUCGAGAGGGAGAAAGACUGGAAAAACCUGAGGACUGCCCAAAGAACAUUUACAACAUCAUGCAAAAAUGCUGGUCCCACAAACCAGAGAAUAGGCCUACAUUUAAUGCCCUAUCUGCUCUAAUAAUGGAGGUUCAGCCAUUUGAUCUGAGAGCCCUGCAGGAAUUGAAUGAACCUGGUAAACUGCGCUUCCACAGCAAUGAUGUCAUCACAGUCAUUGAUGGAGGUCCAGAAAUCUCCAUGUGGCGAGGUCAGAAUCGAAAAACUCUGCAAAUUGGUCACUUUCCAUCAUGUUGUGUGGCUGUAGAUGAAGUGAGGCCUGGAAUUCGUAUAAGCUACCCAUUACGAAAUAGCUUUAAUCACACUGGGCACGGAGAUAUAAAUCCAGGACAAUGCUGGGGAUCACCAGAGCGAAUUGAAGAAAGAGAGCUGCGGAACCAAAUUUACAAGGACAGAGAGCCUGCAAAACUCAGAAAGAUGUCUUGGCUUUCACGAAGUCUGGAAUCAGUGGCAGAAAUUCAUGAUGCAGAUGUCAGGAAUUAUCCACAACACAGGAUACAUGCUGCGGAUUGCAAGCCAAUCUCAAAAGCUACAGCCCGCAGAAUGACUGAUUUGCCACCACGGAGCAUUCUGGCUGACCUGAAGGAGACCAUGCGAAACAGGGGUAUAGAAGAAGAGAAGGUGAGGAUGAACCAGGGAAAUACUGCAAGAGAUAGAAUACCACCUCUAAAUUCAGCUCCUGGCUUUCGCUCUGGAAUGCAACAGCAGCAGUCUGGUGUAAAAGGAGCAAGGAUGCAAGCAGCCAACAACUCCCCUGUUCAGACACGGUUGGCAGCCCUGAACCUUCAUAGCUCUGGAGAAUCCAGGACACCAUUCGUUAAGCCUGCAGUUGUAUUACAAAAGGCUGGUCCACUGAAUUCUAAUGAAGGACCUCAAAAGAAGAUAAAAGAGGUCCAGGAUAAUGUCCAUGGAGUAACAACUGAAGAGUGCAUUGAAGCUUUGCGGUCACAUGGCUGGGAUACUUUGAAAGCAACGCAGUUUCUAAAGUUGGAACAACUGUUUCAUACAAGUAACCUAUCCAGAGAAGAAUGCCGUAGAAUUCUGGAAAAGUGUCAGUGGAAUCUAGAAUUAGCGGGCCGUUAUGUAUUGAGACGAGCUGUCCUGUCAUGAGGGAAUAAAUGGGUCACCUUGGAGCUAGGAAAAAUGACCCGUUUCAUUGACUGCUGAUUUUCCAAUCUGCUGACCAAACUGUUUGUGGGCAAUGAAACAGGAUGACAUUUUUUUCUGCACAAGUUAAGUUAUUUCACAGGUCAAACUCUACAGCUGAAAGUUUUGUGCUUCAGUUACCAGAAACAGUAGCUGUACUCAUUGUCAUGUCAAGCUACUGAAGGGGUCCAGUCUGUAAUGCACUUUACACCUUCCUUUGGAUUUUAGAGGACCUUUAGGAAAACUUUAUUAGAGCAACAGCAGUUUUUGGAUUCCUUUGACAAGAUAUUAUCCUAUAAAAAAAGAAAUGCUUAAUGAUUUAGGAUACUAGACUCUGGACUGGUAUGUGUAGAGUUCUAUUUUCUUAAUGCAGCAUGUGCUACGAUUCAUGCAAGUGUAUUGUGAGAAGAAGAAUAAUGGAGUCAUUGGAAACCAACAUAAUACACAGGAAAUUUACUUUCACAGUGAUAAAUAUUUGAAGGAAAGGGUGAAAAAAGCAUGUAUUCUGUGAAGUGAAACGAUCAUAUCUGAAACAGGGAGCCAAGGAAACAAAGUUCAUUUACUAUUCAAAAAAAAAUAUAUAUAUGUAUAGCAGAAACAAAUAUGAAAUCUGAGGAACAAACUG
Protopterus annectens (West African lungfish) is the source of this 3134-nucleotide messenger RNA. RefSeq names its product tyrosine kinase non receptor 1 (gene TNK1). Gene Ontology annotation, molecular function: protein binding; ATP binding; protein tyrosine kinase activity. NCBI's taxonomy places the organism in Eukaryota, Metazoa, Chordata, Ceratodontiformes, Protopteridae. Gene Ontology annotation, biological process: protein phosphorylation. The record is from RefSeq and is a predicted model, not a curated record. The coding region runs from base 299 to 2473 and encodes 724 amino acids. The transcript has 15 exons.